Molecule: messenger RNA, 705 nt
Organism: Diatraea saccharalis (sugarcane borer)
Lineage: Eukaryota; Metazoa; Arthropoda; Insecta; Lepidoptera; Crambidae
Source: the annotation of a GenBank genome assembly
AUGCAAGUAGUCCUGAUGUGUUUUGCUAUUUGUGGUGUUUAUAUAAUUACAAAACAAGUACGGAAUAUUACAGAUUUUGUCAAGGAAGUUUAUACCGUUUACAUAAAUCAUGGGAUCAUGGAUAAAUCAUGGGUUUCUCAUAAUGUUUGUAAAUCCUGUGUCGAGUCUUUACGUUUAUGGAAGAAAGGAGAACGCCACGGAUUAGAUUUCGGCAUCCCUAUGAUCUGGAUGGAGCUUAAAAAUCAUUUUGAUGAUUGCUACUUUUGCGCCGUAGACGUUAAAGGUUACAAUCAAAACAAAACGUGGAUAUAUCCAGAUUUACAGUCUACAAGUUGUCCAGUUUUGCACAGUGAAGACCUUCCUCGACCUAUUUAUGCUACAAAAAUAGUUAAAACGCCGUCAGAAAUCAUGAUGUUACCAAACUCCCAGCAUUCAGUAAAAUCUACAAGUGGAAGUGAAUAUAAUGGUGCAACAUCGGCACCACAGUUGUUUUCUCAAAAUGAACUAAGUGAUUUAAUAGGAGAUUUAAAUUUAUCAAAACAAGCAUCGGAACUAUUAGCUUCCAGAUUAAAAGAAAAGAAUUUAUUGGCACCAAAUGUAAUGAUAACAGCAUACAGGAAAAGGAAAGUGAAAUAUUACAAUUUUUUUGGGAAAAUCAACAAUUUGUCUACUUUAAUAAUAUUGCGGAGUUACUUCAAAACAUAG